This is a messenger RNA of Etheostoma spectabile (orangethroat darter), 1089 nucleotides long. Its product is annotated as NAD(P)(+)--arginine ADP-ribosyltransferase 2. The transcript has 3 exons. Bases 199 to 1068 code for a protein of 289 amino acids. Lineage: Eukaryota; Metazoa; Chordata; Actinopteri; Perciformes; Percidae. Gene Ontology annotation, molecular function: NAD+ poly-ADP-ribosyltransferase activity; NAD+-protein-arginine ADP-ribosyltransferase activity. The record is from RefSeq and is a predicted model, not a curated record.
GCAUGGUGGGUGCUGUAAGGAAAGAAAAAUAGAUAAUGGGAGGGCUUGUCUAAACAAAGUGUUUGAGCCACAAGUCAGAUCAUUCAAUUUCUGGACGGUGUACAACUUUUUAUACAAGUUUUGUCCUGCAAUGCUUUUCCUUGAUUUCUGCUUCAGCACUCUGAUAGAUACAGAUAGAAGACAAAGGAGCCGUUCAAAAUGUGGGAGAGGAGAAAACUGCUUCUUGCUGCAAUCGUUUUCGCAGCUCUCAACUACAAAUUGACAAGCGCAAAAAUGCUGGACAUGGCCUCAGAUGCUGUAGAUGACCUAUAUGAUGGAUGCCGUAAAGAGGCCAUGGAGAAGUUUAUCAAUCUAGGCUUCUUAGAAAAAGAGCUACGCGGCAGUAAGGAAUUCAAGAAGGCGUGGGAUGCAAAUACCCAGUGUUCAAAGCUGAUCCCUAGAGGAACAAAAGAACAUACAACUGCACUUUUGGCAUAUGCUAGAGAUUCAAAUUUUGCUAAGACCUUUGAUGAUGCAGUUGAGUCAAUGGGCGGAAAUGUUAGCACCUAUGAAAACCACUUCCAUUUUAAGUCCCUUCACUUCCUGCUCAUGGAUUCAAUGUUGCUGCUGAAUCCAAAGAAAGACUGCAAGACUGUUUAUGUUCUCCAAGAAGGAUACACAGCACAAAAGGGCUCAAAGGUGAGAUUUGGAAGGUUCACCAAAGUUCAAACAAGCUAUAGAGCGCUUAGGAUGCUCGAAGAUUGGGAUGGGCAAGUCUUCCUUAAUAUCACUUCUUGUAUCUUUGUCAACCUGGGAGACAAUAUUUGCGGUGAAGAAAAGGAUAUGGCCCUAUUAUCUCCAGCUGAAGUGUUUACUGUGGAGGCAGUAAAUAAAAUAAAUGACGAGAUAAAUGAAGAAGAAUACACUGAGGUUGUUUUGAAACACUCACAACAGGACAGCUCGCACAACUGUUACAGUUUUUCACGGUCCCCGGCUGAUGUCCCCACCCAGUGGCUUGUGUUGCUUGCUUGUGGCUUUAUCUCUUUUUUUCACCCUGCAUUCUGGGAGCACAGUGCUCUGGUAGGGUAGUAAGGUACUAUGAGCUCUUUA